ACUACCCUCAGCUUAAAUUCCGCAAACCUGUGUAUCCACAAUUGUGUAAAUGUUGUGACAGCCACUAAAGGGGCGGAGAUAUUGCACAAAAAAAUCCCGAAAUGACAGCAACGCUGUAGGUUUCAUAUGAUACAAAGACGGUUGUGUAGCGGAUGGUUUAUUUUACGCCUGCUACGUUAGUUUACCGAUAGGCAAACAAGACUGACAAAGCAAGUAGGUUUCUUCUUAAUAUUCACAUUUUCCUCGGUUCUUUCGGACAAGAACCACCAAACAGCAAGCAGUUCUUUUUUGGUUUUCGGAAAGAGUACGGGAGUGGACAAGAGAGGAAGUCCGCCUGCUAUCUACUGUGUGUCCACUAACUAAGUCAUCAUGUCAGCCCCAGGUUACCCAUCCCCUCACCAGGGUCCUGGAAGUUACUCCAUGGCCCCCUACCCUGUUCCUCAGGGGGGGUAUGGUGACCCUAACCAUGCUCCCCCACCGGUUGGCUUCCAAAUGGGCUACAACCACCAACAACCCCACCCAGGCCAGCCUGUGAUGUACCAGCCUGUGACCAUGCCCGAGUACGGUGGCCCUCAGAUGGGACCCAGCCCAGGCUAUGGUGGUCCCAUGCCUGGGCCCGAGUACGGUGGCCCUCAGAUGGGACCCAGCCCAGGCUAUGGUGGUCCCAUGCCUGGGCCCGAGUACGGUGCACCUCAGAUGGGACCCGGCCCAGGCUAUGGUGGUCCCAUGCCUGGGCCCGAAUACGGUGCACCUAACUCAGGCCCUCCUGCAGCCAUCUCCCCAGCCCCUGCAGCAGUUGUUCCUGUUGGAGUUCCACCUGGGCUGGAGUACCUAACACAGAUUGACCAGAUCCUUAUACACCAAAAAGUGGAGUUGCUGGAAGCGUUCAUUGGCUUUGAGACCAACAACCAAUACGAGAUCAAGAACAGCCUGGGUCAGAAGAUCUACAAGGCCAAGGAGAAGAACGACUGCUGCACACGCAACUGCUGUGGCGCCCUGCGUAGCUUCGACAUGAAGAUCAAGGACAACACGGACCGCGAGGUCAUCCGCCUCAUACGACCCUUCCGCUGUGCCUCCUGCUGGUUCCCCUGCUGCCUGCAAGAGCUCGAGGUCCAAGCUCCGCCUGGCACCACCAUAGGCUAUGUGUCCCAGGACUGGAACCCCUGCGUGCCCAAGUUCUCCAUCAAGGGGGCCAACAAGGAGACCGUAAUGAAGCUGGAGGGACCCUGCAUCGCCUGCAACUGCUGCGGGGACGUCAACUUCGAGCUGACGGGGAAAGAUGGAGGCAAGCCCAUCGGCCGCAUCAGUAAGCAAUGGAGUGGCCUGUUAAAGGAGGUCUUCACCGACACGGACAACUUUGGCAUCCAGUUCCCCCUGGACCUGGACGUCAAGAUGAAGGCUGUGCUCAUGGGCACCUGCUUCCUCAUUGAUUUCAUAUUCUUCGAGAAGGUUGGCAACUCAAAGCAGCGCAACACUGUCUUCUCGUAACAUAGGAAAUGGGAGAGAAAGAAGCACUUGAGUCAAUGCAGUCUGUUUUUCCGAUCCCGUUCGGAACCUACAUCUUUUUCAGAAUCCAUAUGAAACUCCUUCCUUAUUCGAAAGUUUAGAGGAAGCUGCCAUCCCAUGCCAAUCCCAGAACUCUUUUUUUGUAUUUAUUUAAUAAAAGAUUUAGGGGGUAGAUCAGCUUUAAUAUUGCAGAUAGAUUGUAACUUCCAUCAAUGUAAUUGUCUGCAUCACUUCCAAUCCCCCAUAUGUUUUUUUCUUGAGGCCUUAUCUGAUGAUAUGCUUACCUUUGAACCAAAAUGCCCUCUCUGGACUGUUUCUGUGUAUCCAUCCAAAUGUAAGAAUCAGCAACUGGGCUAUCACACAUAGGCAUUAGUUCUAUUUCAUGGGUUUCUCCACUUUCUGCAUGGAAUGUUUUUAUCUACUGUAUGUUUUCUCAUAUCUAUCAGUUUCAUCAUAUCUAUGUUUUCUCUUUGUUUUCUAUCAAAUUGAUGUGGGGUUCAGAACAGUAGGCUUAAUGGAAAAAUACCAUUUUUAUAUUAACCUAACUUUACAUAUUCUUUGGGAUUUCUGUUUUGUCUUUGUGAUAUAUAUUUAGCAUCAACAUGUUAUUUAUAAGCCAAAUGUAUAUGUUUAUAUAUGUUAAACUAUCUAAACUGCAUCAGCCAUCAAAUUAUUACUGUAGAGAUCUAGGUAAUUUCAUGAUUAGUCUAGUACUUUUAAAGAGAUUAUAGGAUUAACAUGUGCAAUACACUACUAUAGUAACUAUAGCAGCUGUGGUCAUAUUAGCCACUUUUAUUAGAUUUUGUAAGAUGACCAUGUACAUAAACAUACAAACAAAGUAUAUCUGUAAUAUGAGCUAAGGUGAAAACUAGAGUAGUUUGAAGGACCAUUAAUGGGAGAAGACUAAUUCUGACUUGGAAUGCUUGUACAAAAUUUACAGGAAAAUGAAAUAGGAUAGUUGUAGAUGGAUACGUUCAUGUACUCUAAAGUGCUUUUUUU
Molecule: messenger RNA, 2505 nt
Organism: Coregonus clupeaformis (lake whitefish)
Lineage: Eukaryota; Metazoa; Chordata; Actinopteri; Salmoniformes; Salmonidae
Product: phospholipid scramblase 2
Exons: 8
Coding region: 370-1488 (372 amino acids)
Biological process (GO): plasma membrane phospholipid scrambling
Cellular component (GO): plasma membrane
Molecular function (GO): phospholipid scramblase activity
Source: RefSeq, a predicted model, not a curated record